Messenger RNA from Symbiodinium pilosum, 981 nucleotides. NCBI's taxonomy places the organism in Eukaryota, Dinophyceae, Suessiales, Symbiodiniaceae. The record is from the annotation of a GenBank genome assembly.
AUGGUAGCGGGCGGUGACACGGUGGACAAAGACAGCGUCUUCGCCAACUACAAGUCAGUGUUUUCGCGUCAGUUCGCUGUCUCCUUGGCCGUGGAGUUUGUGGGUGUGAUGUUUUUUCAGAUCCUUGGAGGCACCUCUGCUCCAAAGUACGCCCCUUUUGUGAACGGCUUCGCUUUGGCUGUGUGGAUCUAUGUUGCAGCCAAUAUCAGCGGUGGUCACCUGAACCCUGCGGUGAGCUUCAGCACCGCCGUCUGCGGCUUCUACCCCGUGAUCCACACCGUGAUUUACAUUGCCCUUCAGAUCAUCGGCGCCAUUGUAGGGGCCUGGGUCUCUGCUGGGUUGGUACCUGGAGCCGGCAACAUGAUUGGCACUGGGGCCACGGGCCCAGGAUGCUUCGACCGCAGCGUGAUCAAGGACGUCACGGACGAUCAAGUCUUCGGCUGGGAGUGUGUCAUGACUUUCACCCUCAUCUCCUGCGUCUACGCCUGCGGCGUGGCAAAGCCUGGCCACGGCAGCCACACACCCUUCGCUGUGGGCCUCGCCUUGUUGGCUUGCGCAGGCUCUGGUGGACAAUACACCGGCGCAGCCCUCAACCCGGCACGCGUGUUGGGUCCAAUGGCCGUCUUUCAGUGUGGCAAAGACGUGGCAGGCCUCUACAUUGCGGGCCAGUUCGUGGCAGCGAUCCUUGCCAUGUCAGUGUUCGCGUUUGUCUCUGGUCUUGGACCGCUGAACCCUUGGAUCGCCAAGAGGGCCCUGAAACUCUCUUGGCCUGAGGCUAUCUACCUGUGGAUCACCGGAUCUCCACCCAGCCGUCUCCAGAAGACCGGCCGUGAGAAUAUCAAUGACUUCAUGCAGCAGUUCAAUGACUUCUACAACAGUGAGGAGACCGUCGAGAAGCCCAAGUCCCACAUCUUCAACGUGGAGCGCUUCUUCGGCAUCCGUAAGCAAGCCACCCAAACUGAGGCUGCAGAGCUAGAGUGA